This is a messenger RNA of Phyllostomus hastatus (greater spear-nosed bat), 3922 nucleotides long. RefSeq names its product DNA polymerase iota (gene POLI). Bases 151 to 2307 code for a protein of 718 amino acids. The record is from RefSeq and is a predicted model, not a curated record. NCBI's taxonomy places the organism in Eukaryota, Metazoa, Chordata, Mammalia, Chiroptera, Phyllostomidae. The transcript is spliced from 10 exons. Gene Ontology annotation, molecular function: damaged DNA binding; DNA-directed DNA polymerase activity. Gene Ontology annotation, biological process: translesion synthesis.
CACGGAUCGGAGGAGCUGGGGGCGGAGCCCGAGGAGGAAGGCUGCAACGACGAGGAAGAGGACGCGGCUCGGGCGAUGGAACGCGCGCGGGCGGGGGCGUUAGCCGGCUCUCCGGUUACCAGGUUUUAAGGAGUUACCAGUUGCUCAGAGAUGAUAAACAGCCUGAAUGUAUUUUUGUAUUUCUUUGCAUAUUGUGCAUCAGUUCAUGAUCAGGUGGUGCCAGCAGGAAGUUCUUCAUCCAGAGUCAUAGUACACGUGGAUCUGGAUUGCUUUUAUGCACAAGUAGAAAUGAUCUCAAACCCGGAACUAAGGGGCAAACCUUUAGGGGUUCAGCAGAAAUCUUUGGUGGUUACCUGCAACUACGAAGCUAGGGAACUUGGAGUAAAGAAACUUAUGAGUGUUAGAGAUGCAAAAGAAAAGUGUCCACAGCUGGUGUUAGUGAAUGGAGAAGACUUGACUCGUUACAGAGAGAUGUCAUAUAAGGUUACAGAUUUGCUGGAGGAAUUUAGUCCAGUUGUUGAGAGGCUUGGAUUUGAUGAAAAUUUUGUGGAUAUAACAGAAACGGUUGAGAAGAGACUACAGCAGCUUCAAAGUGAUGAACUUCCAGCACUGACUGUGUCGGGUCACGUGUACAACGAUCAGUCUAUAAACCUGCAUGACAUCCUGCACAGGAGACUGCUUGUCGGGUCUCAGGUGGCAGCAGAGAUGCGGGAAGCCAUGCGUGACCAGCUGGGUCUCACCGGCUGUGCUGGAGUGGCUUCCAAUAAGUUACUGGCAAAAUUAGUUUCUGGCGUCUUUAAACCAAAUCAACAAACAGUCUUAUUGCCUGAAAGUUCUCAAGACCUCAUUCACAGUCUGAAACACAUAAAAGAAAUGCCUGGUAUUGGCUAUAAAACUGCCAAACGCCUUGAGGCACUGGGUGUCAGCAGUGUGCCUGAUCUCCAAACCUUUCCAUCCAAAAUACUAGAAAAGGAAUUAGGAAUUUCAGUUGCUCAGCGUAUCCAGAAGCUCAGUUUUGGAGAGGAUAACUCUCCUGUAACACCAUCAGGACUACCUCAGUCCUUUAGUGAAGAAGAUUCAUUUAAAAAAUGUUCAUCGGAAGUUGAAGCUAAAAGUAAGAUUGAAGAACUACUUGCUAGUCUUUUGAACAGAGUAUGCCAAGAUGGAAGGAAGCCACAUACAGUGAGAUUAACAAUCCGCCGGUAUUCAUCUGAGAAGCACUAUAACCGCGAGAGCCGCCAGUGCCCCAUUCCGCCCCACAUAAUUCAGAAGUUAGGGGCAGGUACUUAUGAUGCGAUGACCCCAAUGGUUGAUAUAAUCAUGAAACUUUUUCGAAACAUGGUGAAUGUGAAGAUGCCAUUUCAUCUAACCCUUUUAAAUGUGUGCUUCUGCAACCUUAAAGCAGUAAACACUGCUAAGAAAGGGACUAUCGAUUAUUACUUAACACCGUCAUUAUCAACAACGACACACUCCGGCAAGCGCAGUUUUAAAAUGAAAGAUACUCAUAUGGAGGAUUUUUCCAAAGACAAAGAAACAAAUUGGAAUUUUCUACCAACUGGAAGAACUGAAAGUACAAGAGCUGGAAAGUCUCCACUAGAUACUAUAAAUUUUUCCAAAGGAGACAGCGAUGAAUUUCCACUCUCUUCACUUCCUGAGGGUAUUGACCAAGAAGUCUUUAAGCAGCUUCCAGUAGAUAUUCAAGAAGAAAUCCUUUCUGGAAAAUCUAGAGAAAAGGUUCAAGGGAAAGGAAGUUUGAGUUGUCCAUUACGUGCCUCCAGAGGAAUAUUAUCUUUCUUUUCUACAAAACAAAUCCAAGAAAGUCCAUUAAAUCCUAGCGAUCAUUUAUCUAAUAGCAAACAGAUGCUCUCUGUAUCUCCCUGUGAACCAGGAACCUCAGGCUUAAAUAGCAGUAGUUCCUCUCAUCUGUCUAGCCAAAAGAAUUAUUCACAUUCUCUAGACAGUAGAUUAAAAGUUGAAGGAUUGGAUCAAGGACCUAAAGAAUCUCAAGGAUUCUGCUUUCCAAAUACAAACCCCACAGUAUCUAUUUUCCAUUCACUUCCAAAUUCACAGAGUGAGCAACUUUUCUCCAAAAACCUCACUACAGAUAGCCAUAAGCUACCGACAGCAACAGUGCCUCAUCAUGAAGGACUUGCAGAAAAUAGAGAGCAAAGUUCUUCAGCUGAGAAAGUUACUUUUCCUUCUGACGUUGACCCUGAAGUUUUCUACGAACUCCCAGAAGAGGUACAAAAAGAGCUGGUGGCUGACUGGAAGAGAAGAGGAUCGGAGUUCCACAAUGUACAUAAAUAGGCAUGCUGAGGAAAAAAGGUCUAAAAAGCAAGGGAAAGACGUUAAAGCUCAUCUGAAUUAAACACUAAUAGAUAUUUAAUAAUGUAGCAAUCCAAUAUAAAAUGUUCCAAAUAAAGCAAGAAUACCUAUGGGAAGUAAAUUGUGGCACAAAGUAUAAAAAUUUAUAACAGAAGAAGUAAUGUGUAACAUUACCUUCCUCUUAUUUUUAAAACUAUUUUAUAUUGCUUUUCAAUAAAAAAUACUUUGGUAAGCAUUGGUACAUUUCUCAUAUAUUGAGAGGAAAGGUAUAUAUGCCAGCAUAUAAGAAAUAGAUUGACCAAAUCAUUGCUAUGCUAUAGCAAAGAACUUUUUUUUUCCUGUGAAAAUUGAGCCCAUUAUGAAAUAGCUGAAUAGUCCUGGCUGGUUUGGCUCAUUGGAUUGAGUGCCAACCCAAGAAUCAAAAGGUGGCAGGUUCGAUUCCCAGUCGGCACAUGCCUGGGUUGCAGGCCAGGUCCCAGCAGGGGGCAUGUGAGAGGCAACCAAUGAAUGAUGAAUGUUUCUCUUGAAGAUCCAUGUUUCUCUCCCUCUUUCUCCCUCCCCCCUCUCCAAAAAUAAAUGAAUAAAACCUUUUUUAAAAAAAAGAAACAGCCAGAUAAGUUCUAUGACCGACUUACUGAUUAAAAAAUGUAGAUAGCUUCAAAGUACUGUGUACCAUUAAGUUAAUUUAAAAAAUUACCAAAGUGAUGCAUAUUCAGUUAAUGUCUCUUAUUACACCUAGCACCUACCAUCAUGGCUGGCACACAGAGGGCACUCAGUAACUACUGAGUAAAUGAAUUGCGUGGCAGGGAGUGUAUUUACAUGUCAUGGAGAAGGAGAAGGAACCUUCCAUGCAGGUAGAUUAAGGGAAGGAUGGACACCUGAAGUGCAAAGUGGAGGAUCUAGAAGAGUUCUAGAUAGUGGAAGAAGUCCAUUUCCUUCUGGCCAGUCUGUGAGAUCUAAGAACUGGAUUACAUGUUUUUGCAUCUUCCCAAAUUUGGGAGGUGAGAUUCAGAAUGUCACACAACAAAUACACAGUUACUAAAUUGAUGGAUGUCCUUUUUCUCCCAUUGUUACUGCCUUCACCUUUUGCCUGCCAGAUCAAAAGUUAGAUAUAAGAUUGUGGACAUCUUGUGAUUGUAAGACAUAAAGAAUGUUUCCAGAACACACCCAAGCAUUAUGUAGCACUGUUUGGAGGAGUCCUGUUUAUAACAUUUGCAUGUAUAAUUUAAAGACAAAAAUAAAGUACACAAAUGUGAAUAAAGACUAGCCUAAAAGUACUUUCUUCUAGGUAAGGAGUUUGAACUUCAUUUCAGGUUUUUUGAAAUUUGAAAAUCCCCUAACCACCAAGGAUCUUUAACAGGGAGUUUGAGGUUAUCCAAAACAGUAACUUGUAGCAAGAACAUCAGAAGUUACUCAACCAUGCAGAUAUUUAGUGCUGUGGAUCAAGGACUAGAGAAGUUUCUACAUGUAGUAUUCUGAUAAGGUGGUUAAACCCAUAAAAGGAGUUCAUCACUUUUUUAGAUAAUUCAUUUUUUAAAAUUAUCCAAUAAUCCUUACAAUUAUUUCAGCCAGAAAUCAGUAUAUGACUAUUGUUUAU